GAGUUCGUCACCCAACUUCUCCCUGGGGGGCCCCGCCGCCGCUGCGGGGGCCCCUACUCCCAGUAUGCUCUCACCCUUCAGAGUGUUAUUAAGUGCGCCUAUCAGGGGGCUUCUGGGGGCCCCCAUCAGGGGGCCCCUGGGGGCCCCUAGCGGGGUGCCCCUGGGGGCCGCUGGCAGGGGGCCCCUAGGGCACUUUGUGGUGGGGGCCCUCGAGACGUUGUUGGGGGGCCCCCCAGGGGCCUCCCAGCGCUUCGCCUCCUCUUUACGCUCAACUCCUCCUGUGGGCAAACGGGCGACAAAGCGGCUGCUGCUGCACAACAGCAGAAGCAGAUCUCCCCUGCUGCUGCUGCCUCCCUAUGUUCCCAUCCAUGAGCUGCGGGUGUUCUUCCGUCUGCCGUACCCUUCAGUGUUUCGUCUCUGCCGCAUUUCGCUUUGCCCCACAACGAAGGCCCUGAGGUGGAGAGACACCUCAGGGGCCAUUUACGAAACUUGCAACAAAAGAAAAGUCUUCAUUGAUUUCUUCCGAGCUGCGCAUGCAGCAAAGCAGUGCCCGCAGCAGCAGCAGCAGCAGCAGCAGCAGCAGCAGCAGCAGCAGGGGGUGGUGCCCGUGGUGGCGCUGCUGGGCCACAUAAACCACGGCAAGACAACUUUGCUGGAUCGGCUCGCAGGCACUCAAGUGGGGCCUUUUGAGGCGGGGGGCAUUACGCAGCAGCUGCUGGGGGUGACUGUGCGGCUGGAGGGCAAAGUCAAGACAAAGAGUAAGACUUGA
This is a messenger RNA of Eimeria tenella, 769 nucleotides long. Its product is annotated as elongation factor Tu GTP-binding domain-containing protein, putative. The annotation marks the transcript as partial. The record is from RefSeq and is a predicted model, not a curated record. The transcript is spliced from 4 exons. Lineage: Eukaryota; Apicomplexa; Conoidasida; Eucoccidiorida; Eimeriidae.